AUGGCUGGGGCCUGCCCGGUCAGCCCAGUUGACCAGAAACAAGCAAGGCGGCGCACGCUGGGAGGUUUUGAUGAGCCAGGCAGAUACAAGGCACCGCCUGGUUGCGUAACAGCAGAAAUACCACCUGGAUACUUCAACAAUACAGACAGAUUUGAAGCUACACUAGAAUCAUCAGAAGCACAAUCUAGUUCUUCUCUGCAGCAAACAUCGAUUGCUGGGUAUUCAAACUUUGCCAGUGCUGAACCACCUAACAUAGAAGCUUACGUUCUGCCAAGGCUAGAAAUGCACUUUGAAACUUUCGAAGAAGCAAAGAACUUCUACAACGUCUAUUCAAAGCACGCAGGUUUUGCUAUCAGGGAAGGCCCCAAGGUUGAGAACAGAGUCUACCUUUAUUGCACGUGCUAUGGAGUCUAUGAAUCAAAGGUUUCAGAAGCAAAUAGACCGCGGAACAAGACCACAGCCAGGACUAACUGCGGGGCUAAAAUUAGGAUGAAGAAGGAAAAGGAUGGAACACUAGUCACAAUAUUGGAGUACGUCAAGUACCUGCAGUUCAAAGGCAUUGAACACGCGCAAAUCAUGAGCAUACUUGGCGGCGAUGACCCAGGUAGCUACUUCCUCGAAAUGAAUGCCAAAGACCUAAUUAACAUCAAAGCAAAGAAUUCAAGGAUGGAUGACGUGGGCAAUGUCCUGAAGACUGUCAACUUUUUUAGGGAGAUGAAAGCAAUAAACAGGGAAUUCUUCUGCGACAUACAACUUGAUGAGUCCGACAGAGUGAAGAACAUAUUCUGGGCGAACGCGAGCUGCCGAGCGACUACAAUCUUUGCUUUCGCCCUGAUAAGAGAUGAGGAUGCAGAUUCAUACAAAUGGCUUUUCAAAACAUUUUUAAAAUGCAUGAGAGGGAAGGCUCCUACAUGCAACCUCAUAGACCAGUGCCCGGCAAUGGCUUUGGCGAUCCCAGAUGUUUUCAAGAACACAGUACAUAAGCUAUGCCGCUGGCACAUUAUGAAGAAGUACAGGGAACACCUCGCGUACCUGUACGACCUCCACAAAACCUUUAAGGAUGAAUUCAUAGCAAUCCUCAACUGGCCCCUCAUGCCAACUGAGUUGGAGACUGCCUGGAAAGAUCUCAUGGAUAGGUACAACCUCCAUGAUGAUGCCACGAUGGUGGCAAUGUGGAACGAGCGCGAGAAAUGGAUAUCAGCUUACUUCAAAGAAAUUUUUAAUAAAACAAACACGCUGACCCUCUAUGGGUUCGACACUCAGAUGGCAAAAGUUUACUCACGAGUUGUGUACAGCGAGAUCAGAAAAAGGCUAAAGCUGAGCACCCUCUUCACGGUGACGAACACGGAAGAGCCCACAAAGUACCUUGUACGCUACAACAAACCGCAAACAUCGUCUGCGUGGUCUCAGCACGUGUUCCAGGUGGUUGCAGACCCCGUGGCAGAAAUAUACGACUGCGAGUGCAAGCUCUGGGACCACACAGGUAUUUUCUGUGUGCAUGUCCUGUGCAUGAUGCAAACAAUUAAGGCUAAGACCGUUCCAGAGAAAUACAUCCUCAGGAGAUACACCAAACGCCCAAACAUCCAGCCAACCUUCAACAGAAAUGACCUGAGGGCAGCAGCGUCAAACAAGGCCUCCCAAUACUGCAUUGAAAGCGCUCUGCUGCAGCAGGUUUUGAGAGUGCACAGGAAAAGCUUGAGAAGCCAAGACCAAAUGGCGAGGUCACGGGUAGUCAUGGAAAGACUUGAAGAAGAACUCGACGCCAUGCAUUCUUCUGAAAACGGAGGUGUCGUGGACAACGAAGCAGAAAAACUUGAGCAGGAUAUCGCUACAAUCUUAUCCGAGAUGAACCAUAUGGGAGAUGUUGACCCAUACGACAACGAGGAGGAGGAGCAACAGCAAUCAGAGCUUCCCAAUGAGCACACUCAAGAGCAGCAACAUGCUCAUGUGCAAGAUCAUGAACUUGAUGGUGCCAUUGCCAACAAGCCAAAGCUGCAGAAGCAGAUUGGAGCUGCCAAGGUCUCUACCAAUGGAGACGACACACGUAGCAGCUACACUUGCAGAAAGUGUGGGGGGACUGAUGGACAUAAUGCCAGCACAUGCAAAGUGGGCAAGGAGGCCGAUGGCGCCGAACAGAAACAGGGCAAGGUCCAAAGUUCCAAAAAAUCAAAUGAAGAGGAUGAAGAAGAAAAGUUUGACGAUAAUGAUGACCAAUCAGACGAAGACAACGAAGAUGACAGUAUUGGGGGCGAGGAAACUGAAACUGACGAUGAUGCUGCCAAGGCUCAACCAGGAAAGGGCGCCGGCAAGGUACAACAUUCUGGGCCAGUUAGGAGGAGCUCAAGACUGAAGAAUCCAUAG
This is a messenger RNA of Aegilops tauschii subsp. strangulata, 2361 nucleotides long. The record is from RefSeq and is a predicted model, not a curated record. NCBI's taxonomy places the organism in Eukaryota, Viridiplantae, Streptophyta, Magnoliopsida, Poales, Poaceae.